GUUUUUCUAAUAACAGAGUGGAAAGAAAGUGAGACGGGGAUAGUCACAGAGGGGGAGAAGAGCUAAACCAGGUGAAAAAGGAUGGGGUUAAAGUAAAGGAUCAGAAGAGAAAGAGGAAGAAUAGUUUGUCGUAGCAUGACUGCAAACUAGAAGCACAGCUGACGGGUAGAAGAGCGAGAAAGACGUGCUCCCAAUAAUGGCAAGCCUUCCCAAAGAGCCUCCCGAGGAUGCCAGGAAACAGAGUUUCUGGAUGCCAGGGAAUUAUGUACGCACAGUGCAUCGAACUGAACGGUCCUUCCAGGCAUGCAACGACAUAGUGACCUGCUUCAUGGAGAGAGCAAAGGUAGAAAAACAGUACGCCCAGCAGCUCAGCCAGUGGAGCAGCAAGUGGAAGUCCAUAGUGGAUUCUCGGCCACUUUAUGGCUCCCUCAUGAGAGCAUGGCAGUGUUUCUUCACCUCCACUGAGCGUUUGUCCGCGCUCCAUUCUUCCAUUUCGCAGUCGCUAACUUCAGAGGAGGGAGUCCGGGUGAAGACCUGGCAAAAGGAGACCUUUCCAAAGAAAAUCUUCUGCGGGUUCAGGGAGAGCUACGACACCAACACGAGUUUUUCACGUGCGCAGAAACCCUGGUCCAAGAAGCUUAUGAAGCUGGAGAAGGUUCGAGUUGCAUACCACAAGGCCUGUCAGAGGGAGCAAGCAGCUCUGGAGAAAGAAAAGCAAGCAAACGAAAACUCUGAGAUGAGCCAAGAGAAAAAGCAGAAGAUGACUGAGGCCAGAGAGAAGGCCACGGAGGAGAAGGAAAUGGCUAGAGAUAAAUAUGAGAAAAUCCUGGAGGACGUGUCGACCUACACACCUCGAUAUAUGGAGGAGAUGGAAGCCAUUUUUGAACAGUCGCAGGAAGAGGAGAGGAAGAGGAUCAGCUUUCUCAAGCAAGUCUUCCUGUCCAUCCAUAGACACUUGGAUGUCACCAACAAUGAGAGUGUCAAGGCAGUUUACAGUGAGCUCCACCAAACUUUAAUGGCCAUCGAUGAGCAAGAUGAUCUCAAAUGGUGGAAGAACAAUCACGGUCCAGGCAUGCCCACCGACUGGCCAAAGAUUGAGGAAUGGGUCCCACCAGUAAAAAAGCUCAAGCGAAAGAAGAGAGACCAAAAAGGAAAGGAGAGCAGACCUGUGAUGAUUGGGGGUGUGAAGGUGCGAGCUUUGUACGACUACGUGGGAGAGGAGGGUGAUGAGCUGUCCUUUAAAGCAGGUGAGGUAUUCCUGAAGGUCGAGGAAGAGGACGACCAAGGCUGGUGCCGAGGAGUACUGAGCAGCGGGAAGGAGGGGUUCUACCCGGCUAAUUAUGUUGAAGUUGCAGAGUGAUAUUAACACCGUUCAACAUAUUAUGCCCUGAACCUUUUUCUUACAAAGACUUGGUUUUCAAAUUCUUCAUAAAUACCACUUAUUUAUCGUCUAAGAUGUUGUCACACCGAUGUUGAGCUUGUGUCAUAUAGUAUCUGUUCCCAGCCAUUUUUUAAUGUUUUAAGGCCUUAAUAUUGAAACCCACUUGAUUAAAGUACAUCUUCAAUAUGAAUUAACUUAUGAGAGAAAAGAAUGUACUGUUUCUACUGAAUGUGCAUAUGUGUGAGUGUGUCUGCAUGUUAAGAGAAAACACAAGAAAAUAAGAGAAGAUAUUUAUUUACUGCCAUCAUGCCUCAGUCAUUAGAUCACUGUAAUACAGAUGAAGCUGAUAGUGAUUGUUGGGGUUUACACAAGUGCAAGUUUACAAUGAUGUGUGCAUGCAAUGCACAAGCGCAGAAAAUUGCUUGAUUGCAGGAGGAAUUAUCAAAAUAAAAGAAAUCUCUUCCUCUGUU
Pelmatolapia mariae (spotted tilapia) is the source of this 1851-nucleotide messenger RNA. Its product is annotated as protein kinase C and casein kinase II substrate protein 3-like. Gene Ontology annotation, biological process: cytoskeleton organization; regulation of endocytosis; plasma membrane tubulation. Lineage: Eukaryota; Metazoa; Chordata; Actinopteri; Cichliformes; Cichlidae. The coding region runs from base 197 to 1360 and encodes 387 amino acids. Gene Ontology annotation, cellular component: cytoplasm; plasma membrane; endosome. Gene Ontology annotation, molecular function: phospholipid binding; protein binding. The record is from RefSeq and is a predicted model, not a curated record. The transcript is spliced from 10 exons.